UUUAUUUUUCAUCAACACUCAAAAAAAUAAAUAAAUCAAUUUUUACUUCACUUUUUAAUAAUAAUGGACGCCCUUUUUGCAAAGGGAAAGGAGUUUCUCAGUUCCAAAGAUGACAAAGAAAAUCCCGACGACCGUUACAAGGAAACUUCCGAUGACGAUCACCGUGAAAAGAGAACUUCCGGCCACCGUGGUGGUGGCGCCAAGACCGCCGCACACAAUGAUACAGAAACUUCAGAUGAUGAUCACCGUGAAAAGAAAACUUCCGGCCAUCGUGCAGGUGGCAAGACCACCGCACACAAUGACGACACAGAAACUUCCGAUGACCACCAUGAAAAGAAAACUUCCGGCACCCGAGCAGGUGGCAAGACCGCUGCCGCAAGCGGCAGUGCUGCUGCUCAUAAUCCCAACGAGCACAAAAAGCCAACAAAUUCUGAGCUGAUGGCUAGCGCAAAGCUGAUAGCUGAUGCCGCACAAGCUAAAUUAGGUGGCGGUGGCGGCGCACAAAAAGAAUUCGACAAUGCAAAGCUUGCCGGAGCUGCCGCUGACAUUCUUAGCGCCGCCUCACAUUACGGGAAAUUUGGGGAAGAAGGAAUUGGAAAGUAUCUUGGACAAGCUGAAGAUUAUCUCCACGGUUAUGAGCUCAAAAAUUCCAAAGGCAACAAAGCUGCUGGCACCGGCACCGGUCCCGCAUCCAAAAAGGGUUCCGGUACUGCGGCUAACAAGGGCUCGUCGGAGCAUCGCCGCGAUGACGACAAUUCUAGAGAUGAUGAUGAUGGGCACGGAGAGCAUAAACGGAUGCCGAAGAAACAAUCCGGUGAACGUUACGACCAUGAACGUUCAGAGGAAGGUGAUCGUGAUCAUUCUGGAGGUGGACAUGGCGAAAAUAUGAAGAAAGCUGAAGGGAGGUUGAAGAAAAAAUUUGGUGACAAUUCCGAACACGAACGUUUAGAGGAAGAUGAUGAUCAUGCUGGAGGGCACGACGAACAUACGACUAAGGGAAAAGGAAUAUCCAAGAAACAAUCUGGUGGUGAUAAUUAUGGGCAUGAACGUUCAGAGGAAGUUGAUGAUGAUGAUCACUCCGGAGGUGGGCACGGCGAACAUAUGAAAAAAGCUGAAGGGAGGUUGAAGAAAAAAUUUGGUGACAACUCCGAACAUGAACGUUCAGAAGAAGAUGAUAGUCGUUCUGGAGGUGGAUAUGGCGAGUAUCUCAAGAAAGCUCAAGGAAUGAUCAAGAACAAAUCCGGCGACGACGACAGUUCAGAGAAAAGUGAUGGCGAAUCCGGUGGAGGGUACGGCGAGUAUUUGAAAAAAGCUCAAGGAAUGCUUAAGAAAAAGUCAGGUGACGACGAUGGUUCAGAGAAAGGUGAUGGUGAAUCCGGGGGAGGAUACGGUGAGUAUAUCAAGAAAGCUCAAGGAAUGCUUAAGAAAAAAUCAGGUGACGAAGAUGGUCCAGAGAAGGAUGAUGGAGAUUCCGGUGGUGGGUUCGGCGGGGUCAUGAAAAUGGCUCAAGGUAUGUUUAAAAAAGAUUCCGACCACGGCGACCGUAGCCCCACCAGAGAUUCUAGAGAUGAAAGGUGAGAAAAAAGGAGACUUGUUAAAGAUGGCUGGAAGUUUCUUCAAGUAAUAAGAAUUAAAAAGCAUUUGAUCAAUUCUUUCGUUUCUCUUUUUAAAGUAUUAGGAUUAUAGUGAUUUUGUUGUUGUUGUAACUAUAUAUAGUUCGAUUUCAAUUGUAAUAACGGAUAACAUGUAUCAGGUGGCUCGGAGCUGCCAUGCAAUAAUACAUGUCAAGUAGGAUAGAUCAAUGUACAAUUUUUGAUUAGAUUCAAGUUUUUUUUUGGGGUGUAAACUUAAAUAAAUUAACUAUCUCAC
Molecule: messenger RNA, 1869 nt
Organism: Nicotiana tabacum (common tobacco)
Lineage: Eukaryota; Viridiplantae; Streptophyta; Magnoliopsida; Solanales; Solanaceae
Source: RefSeq, a predicted model, not a curated record